Gryllus bimaculatus (two-spotted cricket) is the source of this 7548-nucleotide messenger RNA. The record is from the annotation of a GenBank genome assembly. NCBI's taxonomy places the organism in Eukaryota, Metazoa, Arthropoda, Insecta, Orthoptera, Gryllidae.
AUGGCAAAGGGGCAAGACACGAUUGCUCGAGGCAGUCGCCCUAUUGGAGAGUGCAAAUGGCAACAUGGCUGCGUUCUCUUGCAGACGUACCAGAGGAUCAAGGCGAACCGGCAAGGGCGCCUACGGAUCAAGAAUCGGAAGAGGAAAGCGGACGAGGCCACAUGCCCUGUGUGCAACGAGCGCGUACAAGGCAGCGUGGAGGAGCUCAACGGCCACGUUGAGAUGUGCUUGAGGAAGGGUUUGCGGCCGCUUUUGUUGGCGGCCGGCAGCAAGGGCCGCAGCGCCUCGCCCACGCAGCCCCUCUGCCCACAGACCGGCGGCGCCGCUGACGAAGACGAGAAUGUGGAUGUGGAGGGCGACACCGAGAUGUUCGAAGAGUACGAGUGGGCGGGCCAGCGCAGGAUACGCGCUACCACGCUGCUGGUCGGCGGUUUCGCAGCGGCUGGGCUGGCCACGACGAGCUCGCGGCCGUCGCCUGUGGACGAAGACGUGGACCUGGUGGUGGACGGCGACGACUCCGCCACGUACGGCCCGCCGCAGUACAGCGAGGCGGACGUGGUGGUGACGAGCGCGGACGGCCCGCGGGACGCGCGCGAGCGCGACGCCCUGCGCGAGGCUCUCAUCAGCCCCGACGGUUCCAAGCGGGAGGCGCAGGCAGCCAGCGGCGGCGCGUCGGGCGGCGCGGGCGCGGCGGCGUCGGGAGGCGCCGCGGGAGCGAGCAGCGGCGACGGCGACGCCAAGGAGGAGGGCGCGGCGGGUGCCGGCCCUGGCCAGCAGCAGCAGCAACAGCAGCCCUCGCAGCAGCAACAGCAGCAGGCGGAGGCGGGGGCCGGCGGCGGAAGCGGAGGCGGCGACGGAGCCGCGGCAGCGUCCCCCGCCGACGCCAACCCCGUGCUGGAGGCGCUCAAGUCGCGCAUCCGCGAACUCGAGGGCGAGUCGAGGGCCGGCGACGACAAAUUCAAGUGUCUCAUCUGCAUGGAACGAUAUAAGAAGCCCGUCAUAUCCGUGUGCUGUUGGCACGUCCACUGCGAGGAGUGCUGGCUACAUACACUGGUAAUGUUGGCUGGCCGGCCGCAACCCCGGGGUGGCGAGCGCGCCUCGGCCCCGGGCGCCGUGGCGGUGACGUUGACCAUUGUUUUGGGUGGCUUCCUCAGGUUCAAGUAGACCUCUCACGCACAAGCGACGACGCUGUUGCCAGUGCCGGGCGUUCCUUGCGCGCUUAACGCAUGUGUGCCAGUCUGCUCAUAGUUGGUUGCCUCUCAGCAAGCCCAUCUAACAAUAGGCAAAGCAGUACAUCACUUUAAGCGAUUAUUCUUUACACAAUGAUCUUGCGAAGUAUAUCAGAUAAUUCAAGAUCCGGGAAUGAUAUAACAUAUUUUUGAUUUUUUGCUUGUAUUCACAUUAUGCCCGGUUAGGAAAUAGCACAUCUUGCAUUUCAAGAUAUUCCUUAUUUGUCUUGUGCUUCUCCGGCGAAAUAUGUGACGUUGUGUAUGCGAUUAAUAUUUAUGUGUGAUUGUAAAGCAUUGUCUGUAUAGAACAUCAAGGAAAUUUACAACAUACCCAAAGAAAGUUCCAACUUCGAAAUGAACUGCGGCAACGUGCCAAUAUAGAUUGCGAUUUCAAGAGGCUUGUAGAAAUCUGCGAGUACGCAAUACGCUGCGCAAGAGGGCGAUGCACGAGUGAAUCGCUUGCAAUUGAAUGCUGCUUCGGAUCCGGCCGGCUCCCAUUAACGGAGCCCCGUCGGAGCAAAUCCAAAAUGCGCGGUAUGGUCAGGGAAGAGUUCCUACUGAGCGCCUUAGUAUUCUUCACCGUAUGCUCGACACACUGACAAGUAAAAAGUAAUCCCUUCGGACCAAGCCCAAUACAUCACGAACCAUCGUAAGGGCCGCCGGCAUCCUAAGACACCCCGACUUUUCAGCGCAGCCAGAACAGCCUAUUUCUACUUCUCAGGUUCUUGUACACAAGAUAUCGACAUCGUUUGGACCUACAUUUCGCAUCGUACGUUUCAGCAUCCAUAUGCGUCUGGACAUCGUAAGAAAAAAACUUGGAAUGAAUACUCCGGAUGUUUAAAAGGGAAAAGCCGCCACGCAAGCUUCUUCACAGAGAGAAUCGCCUGCGAAUAUUUUCAGCGUCUUUAAAAAGAAAACAAAGAGCUAUGUAUUUUGGAUGCAUUAAGGAUCGAUCACUGUUUUUGAAUAUUGCUUUGUAGACAACUUUAUUUCCAGUUAAUUUAACCCAGGAGAGCUGGAAGGAUGAAUGUCCACGUGAGUGCCAUUAUUCAGGCUAAUUUGUUUUUCUGCGGAGACAACAGCGAUCAUUUAUUCGUGAUACCUUAGGCACGAAAAGAAUACGACCACGACGAAAUGCAUCUCGUUAUUAUAAAUAUCAUUUCGAUUCGCAAGAGUUUUUGUAUUUUGUAAUGAUCCAAUUUACAGUCAUUAAAUGUGUGACAAAUGCUAAUGAAAUACGUAGAAAACUUGGCCAAAAGCACGAUGUUUCUCGCAAGUGAUAGAAAUAUCAAGGAAACUAAAGUUUCAAAAUUAGAAAAAGUAUAUGAAUUUAAUCGUUGGAAUAAAAAGAACAAAAACUUGUAGCACGUUUUUAAUUUUAUCCUUUGAGAAUUGUAAAUUAAUUGAACUGUGAAGACUUCAAGUGACAUUUAAUGUCGUGCUAUGGUUUUUGACUUUUCUGCACAUCGGUCACAAAUGUAACGCACGUAAAAAAGUGGAUUGCGAGAAUGGGAAAGCGCCCAAGUGUUGGACGCGCUUCUUCCCGCGCCCAGCGCGGAGUCUCCUGAAGUGCGUGGGGGCACUUGGCUUGAGCAACUUGCGCGGCGGUGCGCGAACGCAUCGCCCGUAAUGAGAUGAGGGGCUGAGCGCUGCGGGCCGUGUGUUGUGGUUUUGUUAUUAGGGCUCUUCGCCUCAGGAGGGGGAUUUCCUGUGGAUGAUGUACGGAUCCUACACCGACGGACAACGCUGCAAAUAGAACCACCGGCUACGAUCCCAAACGGCGUGUUGUUUGACUUGAACUGAAGCGACAGUGGCAAAUUCUUUCCGAUACGAAGGAAGUGCUCCGAAUUGAUUGAUUAUACCAAAUAGAAGUUAUCAAAAGUUAUACCGAAUAGAUGAUUACCUGUUAGGGGAGGAAUUCAAACAAGAGUCAUUAUUAAUAUUUUAAAUUCUGAAAGUGAGGUAAUACGAUCAUCCAACGAGUAUUUUUUGGUUUGUACCAUAGCAACAGUGGCACAUCGGUUCCGGCACAAGUAAGCUGAAAGGAUAAUAAUGACGAGAAUGAUACGAAAUAGAUUAUUAAAUCAUCCCCAGGGAACUCGACCUAUCAUCAUAAAUAUAUUUUAAAUUAAGAAAGCAAGAUAAAUGGAAUUCUCAAAAUAUGGCUAUGUUGAGAUAAAAUUUGAUUAGGCGUUAUAAUAGAUAUUAUUCAUAAAUGCAGGGAGUAUAAUUUUAUAUUUUAGAAGAAAUACACCAAUAAAGUCGGUGAGUUCGUAAUGACUAACUACUUAAAAUUAAAACAUUGGUUUUGUCUGUAACGCGGUAAUUAAAAUUCAAGAAGUUUACGAGAUUGAAGUUUGAGUGUAUGGAGAAAUGUUGAAAAAAAAAUAGUAAGAUAUUAAAACAAAUGUUCAGAUAAUAAAAGCAAUAUUUGGGAAACACAGUGAACAGAAAGAAUGUCUCGCCAGGAAAUGAAAUUAGUAUCUGUGUUUGAACUCUUUUUUAACAAAGAGUUAAAUGUUUCGUUUGUGAGCAAAGAGUUAAGUUUAUGAUACUUACCAAAUUCUAGAAAUCGCCAUUUUGACGACCUUGAUAAAAACUACGAAAUAUCUCAGAAUUCGUCUAUUCGAACAUAGGAUGUAAGUAAAAGAGGAAACAGAACGUACGACAAAAAAUCCUUAAAAGGAAAUUAAUUUAAUACACGAAAUGAGAAAUAUUAUCCUGGGUGAAAAGGUGAUACUAUUUUCUAUUACAAAAAUAUUAAGUGAAAUCAAUUAUAAAAUUAUAUAAUUUUCUGAAUGACGUGUUUGAAGUGGUGUAUGAAAUCGCUUGCAAUAAAUUAAUAAAUCAUUCUCAAGUAGUAUUUCUGAAAUAUAAAUCGAAGUAAAAGUUUUGAAAUAUGAUUUAAGUGUCUAAAUACUUGUCAUUAUUGUUGUAUCAACAAUGAGAAAGAAAAAAAUGUUAUGUCUAUUGCAUCAAGAAUGUUGAAGAUCAAUGUAAAUGCUAUACAUAUGAAUAACCUACAAGACUGCCAUAAACUAAAAAAUUCUUUCUAUAUCUGACCGUAACGAAACUAGGAAAUUCUAUAAAUAUUGAAUACACGGUUGGCAAUUCUGGACGUUUUACUACUUAUUUUUUAAUUCACUUCCUUAAAAAUAUUGAGAAUAAGAACAAUGUAGCCAUCUACUAAAUUAUUGACAUAGGUCGUAUUAUGAGUAUCAUUAUGAGUUGUAUUAAACAAUUGAAGAUCUAAUCGAAAACGUUAGGACUAUAAGACAAGUCACGACCUUUAAAAAAAUAUAUCCAUAGAAUCAGAACAUUACGCCAAAUUUCACACAAUCUGCAGCAGCCUCAUUAACGGAGUUACCGUAGUUUAGUAUGACCCAUUAACACCAAAUGUGUUACGCCUAAUUUAUACAGAAUUUUUGGAAACAAAAAGAAUCACUUUCUCAUUGGGUGCAGUGUGUUGCAAAAGUUAAAAGGCAUAUCGGAACAAAAUUAAAAAUCUGAAACACCUCGAAUGUCUCGAGUACGUGUUAGUUUGACAGAAAGCUUCACAAAAGCAUGUCUCCCAUUUAAGAUUAUUGAAUGGCUAAAUGUUAAAAAAAUGCCACAUUUUAUUGAUAUUUUAUAAAUGUUUUGAAGUCUGCAAGUUAAUGUUACGAAACAUAUGUAUAUGAAUUAAAAUUGACCCAGCAAUUUUGGAAAUAUCGCCAAAUGCUCUUGAUUUCAAAUCCAUGGAUCAGCAAAUCCCAAAUGCCUGCAAGGCCCGAAUAAGAGAUGAGAUGUGCUCCGCCUUGCGGCCGAAGUUCAUCACUCCACCGCACUUGUGCUGCGUCUUCUGCUUCAAAGCUGCAGCGGUAACAGGGCGAAGAGCAGCAAUUGGACUUGGAGACUCCGUCCUUAUUCCACGGGUCGGCAGCCCUUGGCCCUGGUCACCGCCGCGGCCUCCUGGUCGUCGUCAUCAUCAUCGUCGUCGUCGCCUCCGUGUUGCGGCCGCCUCCAUCGCGAGUCCGUCACCGGUCGGCAACGAGCGGGCGCGCUGGCUGAGCGCAGACGUCGGCAGAUUGACAUCACAAAGAGCAAGAGCGCCUGUACCCCUAUUGUCCGUGCGUCUCAGCACUGAGUCCUUUGCGGGCAGGAGUUAUAGCCUCCGCGACCGGCCACUGGCCGUGAUUUAAUGACUCUAGUGCGCGACCGUCGCAUGCAACGUUUUGAUGUUGGAAAUAUUGGCGACGUACCAGGACGAACAUUCGGUUGAAUCUUAUGAGAUGAGGUAUGCUGUAGAUUGUCGUGACCUGACAUGAACGACUCUUACUAUAAGGAUUGCCUUUUUGAAAGCAAACUGAGAACGAAGAGAGAUUAUCGGAACUGUACACGUGGCUCAUAUAACCAUAAAUGCUGUUUGAUGGUUAGAAGCAAUAACGAAGAACGUGGUUGCAUGCGCCCAAGAUGGGAGAGAACGUACUUUAACGAUUAAUUUGCAUCCUCUGCUGACGCAUAUACAGUACGUUAAAAGAAAGAAAGAAAAGAAGAUGGUUAUGUUGAAUAUUUCGCACGUCACGUACGACACCAGAACGUCCCGUAAUGGAAAGAAGCCCGGGAGCAAAGAAGCUGUGUCCACAAUGCAACAUGAUCACCUCGCCGUCGGAUUUGAGGCGAAUUUAUAUGUGACGACAAGAAGAGAUGGGUUGAAAUAAAAUCAGUGCGCGAAGAAGCAGAAGAAUUAAAGAUUGCUUUCCCAUCCCCGACUCAAGCUUUGGACUUCGUUGUUCUCUUGAAUGUAGCUGAAACCGCAGACUUGCCAUCGUGGACUUCUGUCGCAGCGGACGAGUUCGGAAAGACUAAAUGGUGCGCGCCCAGUUUCUGAACUAACGCUCCGCAGAGAACAGCAAGACGCUUUCUGUUGGUUCGGAACCUCAAAUGCUUCAUCAAGUACAGAAUCUGCGGUGACUCCGUAUCACUAAAUAUCGUAUUGCAUAGACACUAUCCAUGUAUAUGUAUAUGUCUGCACGAAUAAUUUACACGCAUUCAUCGUGCGUAAUCUAAAGCGUUUCGCGUCGUUAUCCUUCGGCUCUAAUUUAUUCGUUAAAAGAUUGGAUCAUGAAAAAGUGGAGCGCCGAGUCUGUGGUAUGUGGCUUCGGGGUCUUCUACAUGUUUACACGUUUACCGUCUAUGUAUGUGUGUGGAUGUCGUCUCGCAGGCAGACAGAAGGAGAGCGGGGCGCGCGGCGAGAGACUCAUCGCCUGGCUGCCGGCCGCCGCCCGUCCCAGCCCGCCCACCCGCCCGCGCCGACUCCUCGCAUUUCAUCGUGUUACCCUGAGUGUGUCACCUGAAUGUUUUGUUUACCCUCGAAGGGCUUGCCUGUUCCACGCCAAUGUCCUCACUGGUGUAGGAGCUCUUGUCCUGGAGCUUUCCUUUUAGGUAAAAGAGCUCUCGCCAUUCCCGACGACUAUGCGAUUAUUCCAAACUAUUUCCGUUCCCUCAUCCUGUAUUCUUAUCCGCGAUUUCUUUUUCACCUGCCGUUUUCAUUUAUCAUUGCACAUACCGUUUCCCGUUCUCCUGUUAAUAAUCAAUCCAACCUUUCCUCCUUCCCCGCUUUUGUGUAUCCUUUUCUUUAAACAUCUCCAGCUGUUCCUCCUCUUAUCUUCGCCCAUAUUGUGACAUCUUGUCUGCGCCCGUGCCGUCACUUCUCUUCCUUACCUCCAGUCAUGACCAGUGUGUGUAUACAUGUGUAUAUAUGUGUUGUUUCGCUCUCAGCGAUUCGACAUAAGGGCUUUGUUCCCUCUCACUAUGCCACAAUUGAAUUUCGCGAGUAGAUUUUUUUUAAUUUUAAAGAGAUAGCAUGUAUGAUGAAGCACAAUAGGUGUAAAUGCGACAGUUUUCCGACGAGAGCCACGUCAUUUACCCUCGUGUCCAAAAGGAUGUAUGUGAGAACGCGAGCAUUAUUCCUAUUCCGCUUUGUUAUGUUACAAAAAUUCACAUGACAAAUCUUCCAUGUACUUAAUGCGCACCGAACGUGUGACGUAUCUUAUAACCACAAAGCAGUUAAGUUGUGUUCCCGAUCAUUCCUUCUAUCAUGUUCUCUCUAUCUCUCUUUGACUCGUCUUAUCUCUCAUAAUCUGUUUGUUCCCACCCAUUAUCUUCUUACACAUAUUUGUUUCAAUGUAGAUGCCGCAUGUCAUUUCAUGUGAUGACAGAUGCAUCAAAUCCGCCUCUUAAUAGCUUAUAAUGUAUUAUUGUGUGUUUGCAGUUAUCAAAGAAACAUUAGGCAUUGUUCUUUUGUUCCUGUAUUCAAAUAAAGGUGACUAAAUGACCA